AUUUCAACAUCAAAAUGGAAACGCCAUACUUAACUCAUAUCACAUCCGAAGAUUUUAAAUAUGUUUACGAACCAGCCGAAGAUAGUUUUCUAUUGCUUGAUGCUCUCGAGGCGGAUUUGUCAAAAUUACAAUCACAACAGCCAGCCAUUUGUACUGAAAUUGGUUCAGGCAGUGGUGUUAUCAUUACAGCUGUAGCAAAGGCACUACCACAAACGGCAUGUUUUGCAAUUGACAUAAAUCCACGUGCUUGUGAUGUUACUACACGGACGGCAGCCAAAAACGGAGCCAAUUUAAAUGUUAUUAAUAUGAAUCUUUUGAAUGGUUUUCGAUCAAAUGUGGUUGAUGUGCUGAUUUUUAAUCCACCCUACGUCGUUACGCCAGACGAAGAAAUCGAUUCAUAUGAUUCGACCAGCGAUAAUCCAUUCAAUGACAAUAUUAUUAAAUCGUGGGCUGGCGGCACGGAUGGCCGACUCAUUAUGGAUCGAGUUUUCGAUGCAAUGGAUACCAUUUUAACAGCAAACGGAACAGCAUACAUUCUGGUCAUUGAAGAAAACAAGCCAAAAGAAAUCAUAGCCAAUAUGAAAACGAAAGGUUUUUGCGGGUCUAUUGUAACCGAACGUCGUAUCCGUGGUGAACAUUUAUUUGUUAUCAGAUUUGAAAGAGUUUCACAUGCCCAGAUUUGUAAAAGUGCAAUUAAGUAAUAAAUUAUUGAGUUUCCAUUUCGAAAA
Contarinia nasturtii (swede midge) is the source of this 728-nucleotide messenger RNA. RefSeq names its product methyltransferase N6AMT1 (gene HemK2). The coding region runs from base 15 to 701 and encodes 228 amino acids. The transcript has a single exon. Gene Ontology annotation, biological process: methylation. NCBI's taxonomy places the organism in Eukaryota, Metazoa, Arthropoda, Insecta, Diptera, Cecidomyiidae. Gene Ontology annotation, cellular component: eRF1 methyltransferase complex. The record is from RefSeq and is a predicted model, not a curated record. Gene Ontology annotation, molecular function: nucleic acid binding; protein methyltransferase activity; S-adenosylmethionine-dependent methyltransferase activity.